CUGAACGCGAUGAUCUCACUUGUUCGCGUGUGCGUUCUGCGCCCAUUCUCCUGGAGGAUCUUCCGCCGCUUGAUGAGCUCACAGUUGAGCGGUGAUGUCAGCGUGUGCGCCGCGGUCCUUGAGCCUCCCCUAGACUCGCGGACGCGAACGCGUAGGCACUGGGAGAUACGAACGUCUUGUUUACACGCGCCACCUCUAGACUGGAGGCGCUACCUUGGCGGGUCCUUUCCCCUAGGAUCCGGCCUCUGCUCCUCCCCGUGUUUGUGCGGCUCCCGUUGGCCUGGCGGAUUCCAGCGCAAAGAGGCUGGACUUGUAGGCACAGCAGCUCCGGAGGCGUGCUGGGCUGAGUGAGGGCGACCAGGGCUAUGCUGGGCAAGGAUUACAUGCUGGCCAUCAUUCUGGUCAACUGCGAUGAUGACUUGUGGGGGGACCAGAGUCUGGAGGGGGAGCCAGGCCUGCCCCCUGGCUGGAGGAAGAUCCGCGAUGCUGCAGGUACUUAUUAUUGGCAUGUACCCAGCGGUAGCACUCAGUGGCAGCGCCCAACCUGGGAGUCAGGAGAUGCAGAGGACCGAGGCAAGAAGACAGAGGGAAUUUGGGGACUUCGGCCCCCCAAGGGGAGAUCCUUCUCCAGCCUGGAGAGCUCACUGGACCAGAGUAACCCUCUGUCCUGGUAUGGUGAAGAAUCCUACAUCCAGAGAAUGGAGCCAGGGGCUAAGUGCUUUGCAGUCCGCUCUCUGGGCUGGGUGGAAGUACCUGAAGAGGACCUGGUACCAGGGAAGAGCAGUAUCGCUGUCAAUAACUGCAUCCAGCAGCUGGCCCAGACCCGUAGCCGGAGCCAGCCCCCAGAUGGUGCCUGGGGUGAGGGCCAGAACAUGCUGAUGAUUCUGAAGAAGGAUGCCAUGAGCCUGGUGAAUCCCCUGGACCACAGUCUGAUCCACUGCCAGCCCCUGGUGCACAUCCGUGUAUGGGGUGUGGGCAGCUCCAAGGGCCGUGACAGGGACUUCGCUUUUGUGGCGGGUGACAAAGACAGCUGUAUGCUCAAGUGCCAUGUGUUUCGCUGUGACGUCCCUGCAAAGGCCAUUGCCAGUGCCCUACAUGGGCUUUGUGCCCAGAUCUUGUCGGAGCGAGUGGAGGUCAGUGGUGAUUCCCCUUGCUGCUCACUAGACCCCAUCACCCCUGAAGACCUGCCUCGACAAGUGGAGCUACUGGAUGCUGUGAGCCAGGCUGCUCAGAAGUAUGAGGCACUGUACAUGGGGACCCUGCCAGUCACCAAAGCCAUGGGCAUGGAUGUGCUGAACGAGGCCAUUGGUACGCUCACCACCCGUGGGGAUCGGGACACCUGGGUCCCUGCCAUGCUCAGUGUGUCUGACUCUGUUAUGACAGCACAUCCCAUUCAGGCAGAGGCUGGUGCAGAGGAGGAGCCACUGUGGCAGUGUCCUGUGCGCCUCGUGACCUUUAUUGGUGUUGGCCGUGACCCACACACCUUUGGUCUCAUUGUCGACCUGGGCCAUCAGAGCUUCCAGUGUGCAGCCUUCUGGUGCCAGCCCCAUGCAGGGGGACUUUCUGAAGCUGUGCAGGCGGCUUGCAUGGUUCAGUACCAGAAGUGUCUUGUGGCCUCUGCAGCUCGAGGCAAGGCCUGGGGUGCCCAGGCCCGUGCCCGCCUGCGGCUCAAGCGGACCAGCUCUGUGGACUCCCCAGGAGGUCCCCUGCCACUUCCCCUGCUCAAAGGAGGGGUUGGGGGUGCAGGGGCAGCCCCUCGAAAGCGGGGUGUCUUCUCUUUUCUUGAUGCCUUCCGGCUGAAACCCUCUCUGCUCCACAUGCCCUAAGUUAAUUGGGGAGGACUGGGGAAGGAGGCUCUGGGUCCACGCCCAAUUCUGUACCCCUUCUUUUCCCAGGGGCCUGUAGCCGCUCACCUUUUGGAGCCUUCUCUGCGUGCCCCACUGACACUUGCCCACCCUCUAUUGCCCAAUUCAUUGUUUGUAUGGGUGAUUGAGAGGCCCUGUACCACAGCCUAGGCUGCAGACUCUCCUUUCCCUGGGUCCCUGUGUUCCUUGCCCCUGUCCAACCCUGGACAGUUGGCUCUACCUCAGCAACACUUUAUAGCAAAAUCAGUACAAAUAAAAAUCCCUCAGUGACCUCA
Cervus elaphus (red deer) is the source of this 2140-nucleotide messenger RNA. RefSeq names its product amyloid beta precursor protein binding family B member 3 (gene APBB3). The coding region runs from base 366 to 1826 and encodes 486 amino acids. Gene Ontology annotation, biological process: regulation of DNA-templated transcription. Gene Ontology annotation, cellular component: cytoplasm; nucleus. The transcript is spliced from 13 exons. Gene Ontology annotation, molecular function: amyloid-beta binding; transcription factor binding. Lineage: Eukaryota; Metazoa; Chordata; Mammalia; Artiodactyla; Cervidae. The record is from RefSeq and is a predicted model, not a curated record.